Pseudocercospora fijiensis CIRAD86 is the source of this 1306-nucleotide messenger RNA. RefSeq lists its product as uncharacterized. Bases 125 to 1012 code for a protein of 295 amino acids. Gene Ontology annotation, cellular component: nucleus. Gene Ontology annotation, molecular function: DNA-binding transcription factor activity; protein dimerization activity. The record is from RefSeq and is a predicted model, not a curated record. NCBI's taxonomy places the organism in Eukaryota, Fungi, Ascomycota, Dothideomycetes, Mycosphaerellales, Mycosphaerellaceae. The transcript is spliced from 3 exons.
UCAGGUGACUACUACGCGGGAAGGGAGAGGGAGUUGCGGGAAUCACUCAGGCCGUGACAGCGUAUAGAAACGCGACGCCUCUGACUGCGGAAGGGGAGCCCGCGCGUCCAGGCGAGUCCCGACCAUGGCUGCUGCCAUUGCAAAACGGAAGCGCGACGCCAACGAUAUGCCGAAUCCACGCGCACCACCCAACAUGAGCGACGACUUCGAGCACCAGUACAUGCAUGGAGGCGAUGGAAUGGGACAUCACGAUGGCAAUAUGGACUUCGCCGCCGCUCUGAAUCAACACAAUACCGACCCGGACAUGGGAGAUCUCCAUCAUCAGCACAACCCCCAAGCCGAAGUACACCAACAAGGAGGCCCGACGGCGAGUGACACUGCUGCUGCUGCGAUGGCCUACCAUCAUACUAUGACCGUGCCUCAAUCCACAGAACAGGCUUUCAUGACCCAGCCCACUGAACCGCCGAACGACCGUCCCACGAGCUCCUCAAUCGACCAAGCCAGUGGUGUUCCCGGGCGAUCUAACAGCUUCGGCGACUUCGAUAUCGGUCCCAACUCUGGUCAGGCGAAUUCUAAUGGCGCAACAUCUCCAUCCGGACCAGGAAAGGGCUCUAACGGUCCCAAACCACAGGUUGGCACCGAGGAAUGGCAUAAAGUGCGAAGAGACAAUCAUAAAGAAGUGGAACGUCGACGUCGAGAGACUAUCAACGAGGGCAUUAACGAACUCGCCAAGAUAGUUCCAGGCUGCGAAAAGAACAAAGGCAGCAUUCUGGCUCGUGCCGUGCAGUUUAUUACGCAGCUCAAGGAGAACGAGACUCAGAACAUCGAGAAGUGGACGCUGGAGAAGCUUCUCACCGAGCAAGCCAUUGCUGAGCUGAGCACAAGCUGCGAUAAGCUCAAGGCUGAGUGUCAGCGCGCCUGGGCCGAGUGCGAACAGUGGAAGAAAGCCGCACAGAAGAAUGGCAUCACAAUUGAUGUCGACGAGAAGGAGGCCGAUGCCGAAGACGCAUAGACUGCGGACACUCAGAGUCAGGCUUCUGACGAAGCUACUACAGGCGGCGGCAGAGUUGCCGUUGAUUCACGCUUUUCAGAAGCCUUCACGAACCCGGACUAAUUCAGAGACUGCUCAUGGGAGACUUGUCUCAUGGACAGCUAGCUAAGGACAUGAUCGGCGUUUGGCGGGAUUCAGAGAGAUACUCCAGGGCGUGCGGUUUCUUGAUGUUGUGGUGGCGUUUUAUCUAAGGUAUUUCACAGGGCCACUGCACAUAGCUUGUGCCACGAAUUGAAUGCCACAUCGAAGCUCCCG